Molecule: messenger RNA, 3662 nt
Organism: Micropterus dolomieu (smallmouth bass)
Lineage: Eukaryota; Metazoa; Chordata; Actinopteri; Centrarchiformes; Centrarchidae
Gene: sypl2a
Product: synaptophysin-like 2a
Exons: 6
Coding region: 829-1539 (236 amino acids)
Cellular component (GO): synaptic vesicle membrane; synaptic vesicle
Source: RefSeq, a predicted model, not a curated record
UAAGUAAACUAAUUAUGACCUAUUAUGAGCUAAAGCGUUGCCUAAAACCAUUUACUGUGCAAUAACUAAUAUUCCCACAAGGGAGCAGUGUAAGCUCGUUUUCAUAUGGCUGAUGUUAUGUGACGUGGAGUGCUUGCACCGGCAGCACAUAUAAUAAACUGGAAUCGAUUUAGAGAAGAUUAUCAUGGCCCAUGUUGUAGUUUACUUGUAUGUAGAAGCCUUGUUGAUGUCUAGAAAAUAAUUGUAAAAUUUAAAAUAAAAAAUGAUGGAGUCAAGUUUGGUUGGGCCAAUUUGUUGUCCACUGAAAAAUAGGAAUGCGAAAAUGUUUAAAUAUUUGAAUAUAAAUAAGAAGUAGUGAGGAAUAGUGGAUAUUAGGUCAAAUGCAUAAUUAUCUUUCUGGUUGCCAGAAACAGAUUUCACCGUAAAAAUUCCGAAUAUUACAAAGGCAGUGCUUCCAACAUUUUAUAAAUCACAAUUCCCCCAAAAUAAAUGUAUUUUGUCAUUUGUAAUUUAUGUGUAUGUAGUUGAAUAAUACUUAUAGUGUGAUGAAAUGAAUGUUCGCCUCGUGUUUAUUAUUUAAGUAACAACCGGAAGUGGUGUAUAUUUUAUUUUGGUCAGGUUGACAAAGGGUUUGUAAUCACAGGACAGCAGUCUUAUCAGUUGCUUUACUGGCUGCUACUCCGCCGCCUGCUGACAGUUAGUAGCGGUUGUAUCGCCACCGUUUGAACCGAACGCGUACGGACUAACUUUAAGUUAGCUUUAACUUACACCUAACCCGACAUCUUUAGUCGUGAAACACAAGCUGCUUUGUAGUUGUUGCACGCCUCCAUGGACACUGUUCAGAAAUUAGUGUCCGGAUUUUCUCUGGACCUGGGACCACUGAAAGAACCUCUUGGAUUUAUUCGAGUCCUGGAAUGGGUCUUCACCAUUUUUGCCUUCGCCACCACUGGAGGUUACUCUGGGACGUCCCACUUCACAGUCAAUUGCCCAGGAUCCCAGGACACGCUCAAUGUGAAGACUGAGUUUUUCUACCCAUUCAGGUUGCCAGCGAAACCAUAUGAGCUCCCGAUAUGUAACGGGACUCAAUUCAAUGUGACCUACCUGCAGGGCGACUUCUCCUCCUCGGCAGAGUUUUUUGUGUCUGUUGGUGUGUUUGGGUUCCUUUAUUGCACCGCCACACUGAUCCUCUAUCUGGGCUACCAGAAUGUCUACCGCCAGACCACCCGGGGUCCCAUCAUAGACCUGGUGGUGACUGCUGCCUUUGCCUUCCUGUGGCUUGUGUCCUCCUCAGCCUGGGGCAAAGGCCUGACUGAUGUCAAAUGGGCCACUAACCCCGAACACCUAGUGGACCAAUGCAAGGACAUCUGUGCACCAGGAGAGUUUCCUUCCAUGGGCCGUCUCAAUGCCUCUGUAAUAUUUGGUUUUCUGAACUUGAUCCUGUGGGCAGGUAAUGUCUGGUUCAUUUACAAGGAGACCCCUUUCCACAAGGAUCCUAACCAACCGACCACCAUGGAGGAAGGAGGGGCCCCUGGGCCCUAGCCACAUCACUGAGGCCCUGUACCCACAACAGAAAUGCUAUGUGCUUAACACUGGUUUUGAUGUUCACCUGCAGAAAUGGAGACAAAAGGAAGGCAAUUGUCCUAAAAAUCCCACUAUACCUCCUAAUACUGUUUUUCAGUUACGGGUCUUUAAGUUUACCCAGUCCCCAAUGACUGAGCAACACAAAGUACUUUGUUUUUACUUUAUUUUUUUAAAAUUCAAUCAUUAAAUCCCAAUUCCUAUGUGCCUUGAAAACACUAAGUGCAAAUAUAAACACUAAUUACACACUAAUUACACUACAAUAGAAGCUACUGUGAAUGGAGCCUGAGUUUGGUCUUCAGAACUGCCGACCUGCAGUGCAUUAGUUUCCACAUUAGCACACGAUCUCUGCCCUUCAUGGAGCCACAUAGUGAUGAAAUGGUGACGUAAAAACCCAGAAUCUCUACAAGUCCUCAGCCAGGGAAAAGGCAAAGAAUUAACAGAAGUUGAAAUCAAACCCCCCUCAUAUUCAAUUAAAAACAAGUUGCCAUUAGAAACAACACCCAGAAACAAACUAUUUAGGUGGGAGAAAAUACACACCUAGGAUUCUCUCUUGAGCAGGAGUCCAGUAAGGGUUUGCUCUUCUUCCAUGAUGUAAUCUGUAAGAGGACGCACCGAUUCCAAGUAUUGUAAUUCUAAACAUGUCAGUCACUUCAGUUUCAGUAGAUGAGUCAUAGCCUGAAGGUCAGAAGAUGUUGAAUGCUCUUUUUUUCCCCCCCAGUUAAAGCAACAGCUGAUACCAAAGCCCUGUUAUGUUAUCAGACUAAAACAUGUGUUUAGAGAAUGCUGUCUUUUUUUUUUUCUGAGCUCUGCCUCUAAGGCACCAGUCCAUCUAACAACUAAAUUAACAGCCAUGCCAGUCCCCCACCAAUGUUCUAAUCAACUGCCACAUACACUCAGAUAUACUCCAUAAUCACAUGGAAGAAUACACACUAUGUAAAAAGAACGACCAUGCCCCAGUCUUCUGCACUUCUCUGUACUUCAAGUGGGUCAGCUGAGACUUUUAUUUUGAAAGUGUCAUUUUGAGUGAACAUUCAGGUUGUGGGAGCGUUUGCCACACUCAUGUUUAUUUUCAGCCUGUAUUCAGAACAAGGCUCUCUACAUGUUUACUCCACUAGCUGUUGGACAAAGACCCCUGGCCUAACUGUUUAGUUCCUGUUUGAUCCAAAUGUUACAUUUACACUACUCAAUAACAUUAAGAAUCAUUAUUGUUUGACCUAUCCUUUGUAAAAGGUGACUUAAAGCGACUUUAUUUAUAUACAGUUCAUAUGUAUUUUUAUCUACAUUAAUUGGUUCAUUGCAUACUUCUUUUAAAACCAAUGUUUUUUCUGUUUGUAUCUCCCAGUGAAAAAGCAUCCGUGUGCAGCUUCUCUUUGAUUUUGUUUUUGUAACGUCAGAUUUGCUGUUAAAUUUGUUGUACCACAGAGUAGCCCUUAUGCUUUAAGUUGUGAUGGUAACUAGUUCAAGUAACAAAAGUGGAUAAAUGUUGCCAGAUGUAUGUAAUCCUGCUGUAUUUCUUCCCAUAGUUCUGCUCUACAUGUAACCUGACAGCCAGCGCCAUACAUUAGAAGGUUUUGUAUUGAAAGCCUGCAAUUGCACUAAGGGAUCUAAUGAUCUCUGUGAAGUAACUGUUUUGAUUUGAGUAAUUGGGCCAUCUGUGCAGCUGUUGUAUUUUAUCAUCAUACCCUCUGUAGGGAAUAAAUCAGGGGCUGUAAGUAAAGUAAUAUAUUUUUCACAUUAUAUUGAAAGUAGACAUCAAUUUUAUCAAAGGUAAAUCUUAGUUAAUUAGAGCACAGUGAAGUGUAAUUAAUUAUUAACACUGUUAUUUUAUGCCUUGUUUAUGCAAAAGGAAACAAUGGUUUAUCUGUAAUGACAUGUAAAACAGAGCUGCAACUGUUGGAUUCUGUCUCCUUUCUUAACUUUUCAAAAUUAGUUUUUAAGUCUGUACUAGUUCACCCACCUCAAGGUUUACAGACAUUUAAAGCCACUAUGUGCAGAAUUUGAAUGCAUCUGUCAUAGUCUGAUAGCAUGUUUUUUUGUUAAAGAAAUGACACUGUCUGCUUAAAAUGGAUGCGUCUACAUUA